UUGUAGCGCUCGGGGUCCCACCCGCCAAGCCAGGGAUACCCAAGCAAAAAAUUUCCCCACAGUGCAUCUGCCCGGUGUUGCCUUACAGCCAGCAAGCUGUUUCUGUGGAUACCAAGAUGUAAGCUUCUCAGGCCGUGCUUGGAACGCUCCCCGUGCAACUGCCAUGUGAUAGGCAAUGGCACAAGUUAAGAUGCAGACUACGGCAAACCUGUCCGGACCUACCAUGUCCCCUAUGGUGCUACCCCUACCAGUUACAACUACAAAUACACUGGGUCUGCCGUCCUCAAUGAACGGAUCCAUUUCGGAAUCAGCUGCCAGCUGUAGCAGUCCUACUGCCGGCCUUGUGGAUCCUGCGCCUUCUAGCAACUCACCAGACUCUUUAUUUACAGCUCCUCUCCAAGAUAACAUGGCAAACCCCAAAGAGAAAACUCCAAUGUGUCUGGUAAAUGAGUUAGCCCGUUUCAAUAGAAUUCAACCCCAGUAUAAGCUUCUGAAUGAAAGAGGGCCUGCUCAUGCCAAGAUGUUCACAGUGCAGCUGACUCUCGGAGAACAGACCUGGGAAGCUGAAGGAAGCAGUAUUAAAAAGGCCCAACAUGCUGCUGCUAGCAAAGCAUUGAAUGAAACUACCCUUCCCAAACCAACGCCUAGACCACCCAAAAAUAAUGUUAACAAUAAUCCAGGCAGUAUAACUCCAACAGUGGAGCUGAAUGGUCUGGCUAUGAAAAGAGGAGAGCCUGCCAUCUACAGGCCAUUAGAUCCAAAGCCAAUUCCCAAUUACAGAGCAAAUUAUAAUUUCCGGGGCAUGUACAAUCAGAGGUAUCACUGCCCAGUGCCUAAAAUUUUCUAUGUCCAAUUAACUGUUGGCAACAGUGAGUUUUUUGGUGAAGGAAAGACUCGUCAAGCUGCUAGACAUAAUGCUGCAAUGAAGGCCCUUCAAGCUCUCCAGAAUGAACCUAUUCCAGAAAAAUUACCUCAGAAUGGAGAAACAGGAAAAGAAUCAGAAGAAGAUAAAGAUGCAAACAAGUCUGAGAUCAGUGUAGUGUUUGAAAUUGCUUUGAAGCGCAAUAUACCUGUCAGUUUUGAGGUGAUUAAAGAAAGUGGACCUCCUCACAUGAAGAGCUUUGUUACACGAGUUACAGUAGGAGAAUUCACUGCAGAAGGAGAAGGCAACAGUAAGAAACUCUCAAAGAAACGUGCUGCAAUGGCUGUCCUACAGGAACUUAAGAAACUUCCUCCGCUUCCGGUGAUUGAAAAGCCAAAACUUUACUUUAAAAAACGUCCAAAAACAAUAUUGAAGACUGGACCAGAAUACGGUCAAGGAAUGAAUCCCAUCAGCCGUCUGGCUCAGAUCCAACAGGCCAAAAAGGAGAAGGAGCCAGAGUAUGUUCUACUUUCAGAGAGAGGAAUGCCUCGCCGUCGAGAGUUUGUUAUGCAGGUAAAAGUAGGCAAUGAGAUUACUACUGGAACAGGCCCAAACAAGAAAAUAGCUAAAAGAAAUGCAGCAGAAGCAAUGUUGCUACAGCUGGGUUACAAAGCCUCUACUCCUCUUCAAGACCAGCCAGAAAAGCUUGGAGAAAACAAGAGUUGGAACGGCCAGAAUGUUGGGUUUCCUGAGCCAACAAGUAACACACCAAAGGGAAUACUCCAUCUCUCUCCUGAUGUUUAUCAAGAGAUGGAAGCAAGCCGCAACAAAUCAGCCCCUGGUACCACUGUAAGCUAUUUGUCGUCCAAAGAAAUGAGCCAGACUUCUAGCUCUUUCUUCAGCGUAUCUCCUACAACAAAUAGCACAGCUACGAUUGCCAGGGAACUUCUCAUGAAUGGAACAUCCCCAACUGCUGAAGCCAUAGGUCUAAAAGGAAUAUCUCCUGCUUCCCCCUGUUCUGCAGUGCAGCCUUCAAAACAGCUGGAGUAUUUGGCAAGGAUUCAAGGCUUUCAGGUACACUACAGUGAUAGACAAAAUGGCAAAGAGUGUAUGACCUGUUUGACACUGUCUCCUGUGCAGAUGACUUUCCAAGGUAUCGGAAGCUCCAUUGAAGCCAGCCAUGACCAGGCAGCGUUAAGUGCCUUGAAACAGUUUUCAGAACAAGGACUGGAUCCAGUGGAAGGGGCUAUGAAAGUUGAAAAUGGAUCACAUGAAAAACAAGUCAAGCAUCUGGGAGAGAAAGCAGACAAUAAACAGACUAACUCAGGCACCAUUGCUCAGGACUGCAAGGAUUCAAAGGCUGUCGUCUAGGAGCUUCCCAGCACCCACAGCUGCCACUGCAUCCUUAUAAACCUGUCAACACGCAAUAGGGUGUAUGUGUACGAGGAAAUGAAUGACUAAUACCAUUAUUUGAGUCUUAUGUGAAGACAACACUAUUCUAACACAAGAGAUAGUAUACAUGGUACUGUUUAUUCAACCGUGGAAAAAAAUAAGAUCGAACAUUUCCCUUAGAACUCAAGAUCAGAACAUAACUCAAUUGCCCAGAGGCAGAAUAAGUCUGAUCAUGUUACUGGAGGUUAAAAUAACAAUUAACAAAAAGUGCUAGGGGAAAAAAAAAGGGAAACUUUAAAAUUGAUUAAUAUUGAGGAAAACAAGUCAGCAUCAGUUCAGUUAUACAAUUUUUUGUAGUGUAGUUUUAAGUUCAGCUUACUGUUUUUCAAAUAA
Egretta garzetta (little egret) is the source of this 2647-nucleotide messenger RNA. RefSeq names its product staufen double-stranded RNA binding protein 2 (gene STAU2). Lineage: Eukaryota; Metazoa; Chordata; Aves; Pelecaniformes; Ardeidae. The record is from RefSeq and is a predicted model, not a curated record. The transcript is spliced from 15 exons. The coding region runs from base 176 to 2233 and encodes 685 amino acids.